Molecule: messenger RNA, 2012 nt
Organism: Prinia subflava (tawny-flanked prinia)
Lineage: Eukaryota; Metazoa; Chordata; Aves; Passeriformes; Cisticolidae
Gene: CTNS
Product: cystinosin, lysosomal cystine transporter
Exons: 10
Coding region: 1-1446 (481 amino acids)
Biological process (GO): L-cystine transport
Cellular component (GO): lysosomal membrane
Molecular function (GO): L-cystine transmembrane transporter activity
Source: RefSeq, a predicted model, not a curated record
AUGGCCCCCAGGGGCGGCCGCAGCGGCGCGGUGGGCGCUGGGCGGGGAGUCCACGGGAGAUCGCCUCACGUGAGAGCUGAAAAGGGAAGAACCGGGACGGCGUCGGGAGCUGAAGGAGGUGGGUUCCCGCCCGCUCCCCGGGACCACCGCCUCGGCAGCGGCGCAUUCCAAAGCGCCGUGUACCCCGCUCCACCGGGGCUCCUGAGGGGAAGGCGGCAGGACUACAAGUCCCAGAGUGCACCGCUGCGCGCCGCCAGCGGCGAGGGUCUGGCGGGGGCGCGGGGGCUGCCGAGAUUUGUAGUCCCGCGCGUUGGGGUGGGGCGGGUCCGUCGCGGGAGCAGCGCUGAGGUAAAGAUGUGCCCAGGGCGGCUGGGCAGGCAGCGGGGCGGGGAGGUCGGAGCCCUCCGAGGGCUUUUCCACCAUGAGGACGCGAUACCUGCUCCCCGCUCUGCUGAGCCUCUCGCUGGCGCUCCUGAGGCCUGGCGGGCUCCACUAAAUGAGACACUGGUGAUAACUCUUAACAUUACACACUCCUCAAAGCACAGCACCAUUGUUGAACUUCCUGAUGAGGUACAGUUCCCUGCAGGUCACACUAAAGCAGACUUCCAAGUGAAAGCAGAUGAUGUGGGACAAGUAACAGUUUACCUUUAUGCUAAUAAUUCCAACUUAACUGGGCCUAGGAUUCAAUUUCACGUGAUUCACAGCAUCAUAGUGAGAUAUGCUGAUGAGGUGAUUGGCUGGAUCUAUUUCGUCGCCUGGUCCAUCUCUUUUUAUCCUCAACUCUUUGAGAACUGGCGACGGAAAAGUGUUGUUGGACUAAGCUUUGACUUUAUAGCAUUAAACCUUACUGGCUUUAUAGCAUACAGUGUGUUUAAUAUUGGGCUCUUCUGGAUUCCCUUGAUUAAGGAGGAAUUCCUGGUCAGUUAUCCCAGCGGGGUGAACCCUGUGGCCAUCAAUGAUGUUUUCUUCAGUCUCCACGCAGUAGCCCUGACUCUCCUCACCAUCAUCCAGUGCUGCCUCUACGAGAGAGCAGGUCAGAAAGUAUCCAAAGUUGUUGUUGGACUCCUGGCACUUGCGUGGAUCUUCACCUUCACAACGCUGUUCCUGGCUGCAGCUGAGGAGAUGACAUGGCUGCAGUUCUUGUUCUGCUUCUCCUACAUUAAGUUAGCAGUCACACUGAUAAAAUACUUCCCACAGGCCUACAUGAAUUUCCGUCGGAAGAGUACUGAGGGAUGGAGUAUUGGAAAUGUGUUACUGGACUUCACUGGUGGAAGCUUCAGCCUUCUCCAGAUGUUUUUGCAGUCAUACAACAAUGAUGAGUGGAGGUUAAUCUUUGGAGAUCCAACCAAAUUUGGCCUGGGUGUUUUCUCCAUCAUCUUUGAUAUUGUUUUCAUGACCCAGCACUACUGCCUGUACAGGAGACGAGGGUAUGAACCUUGUGAAUAACAAACGUCACUUGUGAAGACUCAGACUUCAAACUGAACUUGUCCCUUCCCUGUCUGAGGGCUUUCAAGAUUCUUGCUGCCAGUUACCAGAAAUCCUGAUGCUGAUCUCUGUGAUUUGAUCCUCUCUGGGAACACAAACUUGCCUUGCCAAGGACUGCCAGAUGCCUUAAGGACAACAAGCUCUCAGCUGCACAUGGGACACUCGUGCCUGUGGAAGCUGCACACACAGCUCAUGGGAGCUGUCCAAGCAACACAUGACUCUUCUUUCACCAACCACAGGGAAGAGAAAGACCAAAUGAUGUCUUUCCGAUUGGAGGUGAAGCACAAAGAGCAGAGCUCUGUCUUCCAAAAAUCUGAGAUAACGUUUAAGCAACUACUUAAUAUUUUUAAAUAAUGACUGGAGACUGUCUGUGGAUCCAAGUGGUGCUGCUGAUCUUUCCCAGACAGCUCACAGUCCACCACCACUCAGGCUGGCCACAGUGGUGCAUCACAAUAAUGAGGUUGGUAACAAAUGCACAAAUAUUACAAAUUGAACUCUUUAUUAAAAAAAAUCCUAGCAAACAGAAA